Messenger RNA from Beta vulgaris subsp. vulgaris (sugar beet), 1341 nucleotides. Its product is annotated as acid phosphatase 1. The transcript is spliced from 3 exons. NCBI's taxonomy places the organism in Eukaryota, Viridiplantae, Streptophyta, Magnoliopsida, Caryophyllales, Amaranthaceae. The record is from RefSeq and is a predicted model, not a curated record. Bases 363 to 1154 code for a protein of 263 amino acids. Gene Ontology annotation, molecular function: acid phosphatase activity.
UCCAAUCCAAAAUUCUUGAGAAUUGAAUACUCUUUUCUCUCCAAUAGAAUAUGCUUGCAGGCAAUAGGCAUGCUUCCUCCUGCUUAACCAAAUUAGUUAAUUUCCGUCGGCCUAUUGCUUCACUGCCAAGCAAAUUUCUUCUUCAAUUCCCCUACAUAUAAAUCAACAACAAAUCCACAAUCUUCAACAUCUAAAAAAACGCGUUUACAUUUAUAUCAAAUAUCAAUCUUUACAAAACCUCAUUAUUCAUCUCUAACCCACAAAAAAAUCUCUUCUUUGAUCAAUUGAUUUUACUCAAAUUAGACCAAUUUUGAUCUUAAAUUCAUAAAAUCUCAAAAACCCAUAUACCCAAAUUCUCAAAGAUGGGACCUUUGAUGUUUUUCCUUCUGUAUUUGUUGCUUUUGUCCCCCUCAUUGUCUUCCCAAGAAUCAGUAAAUGUUCAUCAACUUCCAAGACCAUUGAUUUUAGAAUACCCAGAUGAAGGAACAGAACAAGAAGAAAUAAAUUUACAGUGUACAAGUUGGAGAUUUGGAGUUGAGGCAAAUAACUUGAAUCCAUGGAAAACUAUCCCACAAGAGUGUGGUGAUUAUGUCAAGAAUUAUAUGAUGGGCAAAGGUUAUCAAUUGGAUCUUGAGAGGGUUUCUUAUGAAUCUUCUGUUUUUGCUAAAAGUGUUCAUCUUGGUGAUGAUAGUAAUGAUGUUUGGGUUUUUGAUGUUGAUGAGACUUUGCUCUCUAAUCUUCCUUAUUAUGUUCAACAUGGUUAUGGGUUGGAGGUGUUUAAUAGUGUGGAGUUUGAUAAAUGGGUUGACAAGGGCAUGGCUCCAGCUAUUGAGCCCAGCUUAAGGCUCUAUGAGGAGGUAUUAAGUCUGGGAUUCAAGGUUUUCCUACUUACAGGGCGUAGCGAAAAGCGAAGGGAUGUUACUGCUCAGAAUUUGAUGAAUGCAGGUUUUAAGAACUGGGAUAAGCUUAUUUUGAGGGACACAGAAGACCAUGGAAAGUUAGCGAUGAUAUUCAAAUCAGAGAAGAGGAUUGAAAUGGUGAAGGAAGGAUUCAGGAUUCUGGGAAACUCUGGAGAUCAGUGGAGUGAUUUGUUGGGUUCUGCAAUGUCUACUCGUUCUUUCAAGCUCCCUAAUCCCAUGUAUUAUAUUCCUUAGGGAAAGGGUAGUAGCCUAGUUAGUAGGGUACCAUAAAUAUAUGUAAAAAUUCUAUAUAUUAGUCUAAAGAUUUGAAGUAAAUAAUUGUACAUUGGAUAGGAUAUGCAAAUACACAAAGUUUCUGAACUUUGGAACUGCAUUAUAAGGGUGUUUAUAUUACUAGUUGUGUAUAUUGUGUUGUUUGAUA